This is a messenger RNA of Colletotrichum destructivum, 5204 nucleotides long. RefSeq lists its product as uncharacterized. The transcript has 3 exons. Bases 234 to 3113 code for a protein of 959 amino acids. The record is from RefSeq and is a predicted model, not a curated record. NCBI's taxonomy places the organism in Eukaryota, Fungi, Ascomycota, Sordariomycetes, Glomerellales, Glomerellaceae. Gene Ontology annotation, molecular function: protein-macromolecule adaptor activity. Gene Ontology annotation, cellular component: HOPS complex; endosome. Gene Ontology annotation, biological process: organelle fusion; vacuole organization; vesicle-mediated transport.
GCCCAGGUUGGUUUGGCGCAGUGGGGCCGACCGAGCUCCCUGCCUAUGUCAUCCGUCCUCCAUCCAACAGCGACCGAUGAACACCCACAGCAUCUUCAGCACCUCCAGCAUCUCCAGCCCUCCAACGAGCCGCAUUUCAUGCGCAACCGCAGCGGGCGACCUGACCGACACUCGCACCGACCCGAAACCGAGCGACGAUGAUCGCCUGACCUCGCCCCGACUACCUAUCCAUCAUGGCCUUGAACCCAUCCGACGGCUUCGCCGCUGGCAACGGGGUGCUCGAUCUCGAUGACACCGCAUUGCCCAUGUUCGUCGUUGAACGAGUCCAGCUGCAGUUCUCGAUCGCCGCCGACUUCGUCGCUGCCCAGGUCGCGAACAAUGUGCUCGUUCUCGCGCUCUCCAACGGUCGCAUUCUGCGCAUUGAUCUGAACAGGCCCGAAGAUAUUGAUGAUAUUGACCUCCCCAAGAAACCCGGCGAAAUCGGCGUCAUUCGGCGCAUGUUUCUCGACCCGACGGCCUCCCACCUUCUUAUUUGCACGGCGCUCGGCGAAAACUAUUACCUCCACUCCCAGCAUAAACAUCCGCGAGCCUUGGCCCGGCUACGGGGCGUCUCAAUUGAGAGCGUUGCCUGGAACCCUUCACUGCCUACGGCAUCGACUCGGGAGAUUCUCCUCGGCGCCGCCGACGGCAACGUCUAUGAGGCCUUCAUCGAAACCACUUCCGAGUUCUAUAAGAAGGAUAUCAAGCUCAAGAACCUACACAAGCUACCCGAUGGACCUGUCACGGGCCUUUGGGCCGACACACUACCUGGACGGUCGGACAUGCGUCGGGUCAUGAUUGCAACGCAGGGUCGGCUGUUUCAUCUGGCUGGCAAGGUCGGCAGCGGCCACGACAGCGGCGGCUCCAUCUACACGAAGCUGUUUGAGUCAGAACAGCCAACGAUCCACGAGCUGUCGCGCGCGUCUGGUGCUGCGACGUCGGCUCUGGUGGUCUCGCCCGAUCCGCCCGACCGGAACCCCUACGAAGAGGAGUCGCUUGAGAGAGCCUAUGCGUGGCUGUCGGCGCAGGGCGUGUUCCACGGACAGCUCGACUCCAGCGCGGAAGGCAACAAGAUUUUCAACGAGUCCAACAUGCUGCCUCGCUCGCAGCUUGGCUCGUCCAACGGCUCCAACAAACGCAAUACUACGACGGACUAUAUUGACGCUAUUGCGCUGACGCAAUGGCAUAUCGUCAGUCUAAUCGGCGGCCGCGUGGUAGCCACCAAUCGCCUGACCGGGGAGGUCGUGUACGACCAGAUCGUCCUCGAACCGGGGCAGAAGGCUGUGAGCCUGUCCGUUGACCUGCAGAAAAACACCUUCUGGAUGUUCACCGCCCAGGAGAUUUUCGAGGUUGUCGUGAGGGACGAAGAUCGUAAUAUCUGGCAAAUUAUGCUCAAGCUGCGGCAGUUCGACGCAGCGUUGCAGCACGCAAAGACACCGGCACAAAGGGAAACUGUUGCGACUGCGUACGGUGACAACCUCGUAGUCAAGCGACAGUUCAUGGAGGCUGCUUCGGUAUACGGACGCAGCAACAAGCCGUUCGAAGAAGUGGCCCUCACGUUUAUCGACAAUGCCGAGCCCGAUGCUCUGAGGACGUACCUAUUGGCCAAGCUGGGCACGUUGAAGAAGGCGGCCAUCAUGCAGAGGAUUAUGAUAGCGAGUUGGCUGGUGGAGAUAUUCAUGGCGAGGCUCAAUUCGCUGGAUGACACCAUCAUCACCCAAGCGGAACUGGCCGACGGCCUCAACCCCGCGCAGUCGAGGGAGCAGCUUCGCGCCGUCCAGGGCGAGUUUCAGGACUUUGUCAACAAGUACAAAUCCGACCUCGACCGGCGGACGGUUUACGACGUGGUCAGCAGCCAUGGCCGGGAACAGGAGCUGCUAUACUUUGCCAACGCCGUCAACGACUACAACUACGUCCUCUCGUACUGGGUCCAGCGCGAGAGGUGGCCCGAGGCGUUGACGGUCUUAAAGAAGCAGACCGACCCAGAUGUGUUCUACCGGUACAGCACUGUGCUUAUGACGCACGUUGCCUCGGACCUGGUCGAGAUCCUGAUGCGCCAUUCCGAUUUGAAGCCUCGCAAGCUGAUACCCGCGCUUUUGGAAUACAACCGCAGUUUCGAGGGGAGCCCGGCGCAGAACCAAGCCGUCAGAUACCUGCAGUACGUCAUCAACCAGCUGAACUCAAAAGACUCGGCGGUACACAACACGCUGGUGUCUAUCUACGCCCAGACCUCAAAGGACGAGGCCGGGCUGCUGUCGUAUCUGGAGUCGCAGGGUGAUGAGCCCAGUUUCGACCCCGACUUCGCUCUUCGACUAUGCAUUCAGCAUCACCGGACGCUGUCGUGCGUACAUAUUUACACCAGUAUGGGCCAGUACCUCCAGGCCGUCGAUCUGGCGCUGUCACACAACGAGGUGGACCUGGCGUCCGUGAUCGCAGACCGGCCAAUGUCGAACCCACCCUUGCGGAAGAAGCUGUGGCUCGCCGUCGCUCGCAAGGUGAUUUCCCAAUCGAACGGCAUCAAGACGGCCAUCGAAUUUCUAAAGCGGUGCGACCUACUCAAGAUCGAGGAUCUCAUCCCCUUCUUUCCCGAUUUCGUCGUCAUCGACGAUUUCAAGGAAGAGAUUUGCACCGCGCUAGAGGACUACAGUCGCAACAUUGACGGGCUGAAGAAGGAGAUGGACGAGUCUUCCCAGACGGCAACGAACAUCAAGGUCGACAUUGCCGCGCUGGAUCACCGAUAUGCCAUUGUCGAACCGGGGGAGAAGUGCUACGUAUGCGGCUUGCCACUGCUCAGCCGGCAGUUCUUCGUCUUCCCAUGCCAGCAUUCCUUCCACUCAGACUGUCUGGGCAAGAGAGUGUUGGAACAGGCCGGUGUAGGUACGAGCAAGAGAAUCCGGGAGCUUCAGGUGCAAAUCAGUAAGGGUUUGGUCAACGGAGCGAAGAGGGAGGCCAUGAUUACCGAGUUGGACUCGCUGGUGGCAUCGGCAUGCAUUCUUUGCAGCGAAUUUGCCAUCAAGAGGAUCAAUGAGCCGUUUGUCACGCCGCAGGAUAACCUUAACGAGUGGAAGAUUUAAGAAACACGGGAGAAGGGAAGAGGGAGGAUGCCUGGUUAGACGCAUACACCAUCUAUUUGUACACGUUACGGUACCCUCGCAUGAGCAGGCGUAUAUGCCUAAAAGGCUGCAAUACCCGGCGUUUUAUUUAAUGGCUUGACCGAACCCCCUCCCCUCCCGCGCGGCGUCGUCGUCAUGUGUGGUACUUACCAGGCUCCCGCUGGUCUGAUGCCGAAUCUUUGGCUCAGCACAACCCAGGCGCCGACGACGAGCAGUUUCCUGAAUGCCACAGGGUCGCUGUCCGCGCCAAACGCAGACCGGAGCGACGAGGAGACGACGUCGUAGUCGACGAAGCCCAGCUGGUCGACCGCUUCCUUAGUUAGCAGAUCCUGGAACAUGGAUUGCAUGGGCCCGCCUACGGGCCACUUUGACGGGGCAGAGUAAGGGUGCUUCUUGCGGUGGUAUAUCUCGUCCGUGAUGAAGGGCCGUCCGGCGUCCCGUAAAAUCUUCUUGUCGAUCAGACGGUCUCGGGCGGCGGCCAUGUUGUUCCAGAACAGGCUCUCUGCUCCUUGUCCUCUCGUCGCGCGCCCGUCGUCAUCUCCUUCUUCGGGGUGGCGGUAGCUCAUCUUGACACUGGGCGGGAGCCCGUUGACGUAUUCGGCGAGCUCGUGGUCAAGGAACGGAAGGCGCGCCUCGAUGCUGUGUGCCAUCUCGGACCGGUCGCCCAAGCAUGUAAGAACCAUGUUGGCCAUGGAGGUCUUGAGGUAGAGGUACAGAGCCGAGUGGAGCGCGUGCCAGCGCGUGAGCAUGUUUUGGCGCGCGUCGGCAGGCAGGGCGUCGACCAUCGCGGCGUAGGCGUCUAGGCCGUCGCUGGCGGUCGCCCGGCGCACCCAGGAGGCGAAGACGUCCUUGGAGGGGUGCGAGCGUAGCUGAGCCCAGAAGGAGUCGAGGCCCGCAAGGGGCCAGAAGUCCGGGUUGCCGUCGUCGAGGGCGGGGUGGUCGAACAUGCCGACGAUGUUGAACAUGGUCCGCAGCUGGGCCUCGGCGGUCUCGAGGAAUGCGGUACGGAAGACGGCGUCGGUGUCGAGCGGAGACGAGGGAAAUGCGGCGUCGGGCUCGCGGAGGAGAUCUGAGACGAGGAAGGGGUAGCCGGCGAAGUGUUCGUCGGCACCUUCGCCAGUGAGGACGACGGGGAUACCCCGAAGGCGCGGCAGCUCCGACAAGGCGUGCUUCCCGACGCUGUUGAGAUUGUAGUGAUGGUGCUCGGUGUGGUAGACCGAGUCGGCGAAGUGGCGCGCAAGUUCGGCCUCGUCCAUGGCCUUUUCCACGAUGGCCACAUCGAGCCACUUGGCGGUGCGCUCCGCGAUGUCUGUCGAUUCGUGAUAACCGUGUCAGGAAUGUGGUGAGACGAAGAUUGAACACGUGACGCCAGCGGACACGCCAGCAGAUCAGAUGACUGGAAGACGUACCGUACUCGUUGUAGGCCGAGUCCGAGGUGAAGGAGAUGCUGAAGCAGGUGAUCUGGUCCUCGGCGCCCCGGCUCCCCAGCUUAAUGCCUCUCUCCCGUACGAGCUGGGUCGUGAUGCCGGCCACGAUGGAGGAGUCGAUGCCACCCGAGAGGUAGAUGCCGAUGGGCACGUCGGCCUGGAGGCGCAGACGGACGGCUUCCACGAGUCGGUCGCGGACGCCCUGCGUCAUCUCUUCGAGCGUGCGCGUCUCCUGGACUGACUAGAUGGGAAGUUUCUCAGUCAUCCGACUCUCUCACACACAUGUACAGAGAUAGUCUCUCUCUCAUUGUUUCUCAUAUGUCCUUCCAUGCGUUGGACUGGACCUCAUUGGGAAGCGUCUUACUUUGUCGCCGUAGUUGGCAUCCCAAUAACGAAGCUGCUUGACACUCCCAUCCCGCGCGAACCGCAUCCAGUGCCCGGGCAAGACCUUUUUCACCCCCUUGAACAGCGUACCCUCGCCCUGCAUCGCUGCGCCGCUGGCGAUGGCGGCGACGUCCCACUCGGGCCGCCAUCCCAUUGGCAAGAACGCCUUGAUCUCAGACGCCACGAGGAUCCGGGCCAGGGCGCUGUCAUCGUCGUCGUCGUCGUCGUCGUCGUCGUCGUC